AUGAGCCUCUCAGACGGCGGGGGCGGGCUGACAUUUUCCUCCAGACCCUGUCCUGGGUAUAAAGGCACCUCCAGAGACGGGCCGGUUGAGGCGUCAGCCAUCGAGAUCGAAGCCGCGGGGAAAAUGAGGAGUUUCUCCAGAUUCACCCUCGUCCUCGUGCUGUGGCUAUCAGCGGUGCAUGGCUUGUGGAGUCACCCCAUGGUUUAUGCUAAGCUGUCCGGAAGAAGUGAUCACUUCCUCGUCUUGCUGAGCCAUCGCUUAGCUACGGUGGACAGGAACGGAGAAACUGCCUUGUUAAAGCCUUAUCUGGAGAAGACUUUCAUGAGAAGAUCGUUUCGCAAUGGAGUGGGACAAGGAAUUAAAAAAACUUCCUUUCGAAGGGCAAAAUCAUGAAUCACUGUAAAAAAACCCCCUCUGUUGUGGCCUA
Ornithorhynchus anatinus (platypus) is the source of this 427-nucleotide messenger RNA. RefSeq names its product neuropeptide S (gene NPS). Gene Ontology annotation, biological process: positive regulation of synaptic transmission, glutamatergic; positive regulation of synaptic transmission, GABAergic; neuropeptide signaling pathway. The coding region runs from base 1 to 393 and encodes 130 amino acids. The transcript is spliced from 3 exons. The record is from RefSeq and is a predicted model, not a curated record. NCBI's taxonomy places the organism in Eukaryota, Metazoa, Chordata, Mammalia, Monotremata, Ornithorhynchidae. Gene Ontology annotation, cellular component: extracellular region.